CUAUGGAUCUAUCUACUAAUUAUCAACCUAUCUACCUGCUAUCAAUCUACUAAUUAUCAACCUAUCUACCUGCUAUCAAUCUAUCUACUAAUUAUCAACCUAUCCACCUGCUAUCAAUCUAUCAAUCUACCCACUGUCAGCCUAUCUACCUGCUAUCAAUCUACUAAUUAUCAACCUAUCUACCUGCUAUCAGUCUAUCUACCCACUGUCAGCCUAUCUACCUGCUAUCAAUCUACUAAUUAUCAACCUAUCCACCUGCUAUCAAUCUACCCACUAUCAGUCUAUCUACGUACUAUCAAUUUAUCUACCUAUCAGUCUAUCUACUUACUAUCACUCCAUCCUCCUAUCUAUUUACUAUCACUCUACCUAUCAAUUUACCUAUCAAUUUAUCUACCUACUAUCAAUCUACCUACUAAAAAUCUAUCUACCUCCUAUCAAACUAUCUACCUACUAUCACUCCAUCUACCUACCAUCUCUCUGCCUGCUAUCUACCUACUACCAAUCUAUCUAUCUACUAUUAAUUUAUCUACCUGCUAUCAAUCUCUCUACCUGCUAUCACUCUACCUACUAUCACUCUACCAUCACUCCAUCUACCUACUAUUACUCUACCUACUAUCAAUCUACAUUUUUUCAAUGUAUCCACCUGCUACUAAUUUAUUGACCUGCUAUCAAUCUAUCUACCUUCUAUCAAUUUAUCUACCUGCUACAAAUCUACCUACUAUCAAUCUACUCACCUGUUCUCUAACCAAUCACCCUCCUAUCCAUCGACCUACUCACCCAUCUGCCUCCCCACCAAUCACCCAAUCUCCCAUUCACUCUCCACCCACGCACCUCACCAUUUGUUCAUCUACCCCACCAUCUGUUUAUUCGUGUAUCCUCCCACCCAUCUGCCGACUCACUCAUCCAUCUCCUUCCCCACCAGCCUAACCAAUCUCCUAUUCAUCUCUUCAGCCACUGAAUUGCCCAGCCAUUCCUCUACUCAUUCACCUACUCAUCAACCCAGCCACCCCUUCACCCACCGAUUCAUGCAUCCAUCUCUCCACUGCCUACUCCUUCACCACCUACCUACCCACUAUCUGCCAUAACCCACUCAUUUAUCCCGCCAUUCACCCACCUAGCUACCCACCCACCAAUCCUCACCUACCUACUCUUCCACCAUCCAUUCACUCAUUCACCAUUAUCUACCAUCCAGAUAUCCAGUGUUUCUCAGUGCUUAAUAUACAUUUAGGUUGUUGACCGACUGAUUGAUGGACUAUAAUGUUCACUUUCAUCUAAACAGCUUCCCCUUGCUCCUCCUUUCUCCCUAUCCUUGGCUUCCUCCUCCCCUCCCUUCCUCCUCCUACCCUUCAGUCCUUCUCCCUCAGCAUUUCCUCCUUGCUCUCUCCUGCCCUUGCCCCAGUCCCUCUGUCCAUCCUCUGCCUGCAUUUCCUCACCCCAUUCUUGCCUUAAUUUUGAAACAGUUCAUUAAGUUCUCAAGUUCAAUUAUAUUUUUUAGAAAUUUUAUUUGGUUCUUUAUUAUGUCUCCCUAUUCCUUUUAACAAAUUACAUCAUUUCCCCCUGAGAUUUUGCAUUCCUCCCAGAUAUAGCUUACAUUUGCAAUCACUCUAAACAUACGUAUUUUACGGUCUCCAUCAGAUUUUUCUAGUGGCUGAAGCUCCACAUCAGGCACCUGUGUGUCUCCUGGCACGGUAGAUUGUUUCCUUGAAGCAGAAAAAAAACGCUGUGGCACAGGCAGGCUUCACAGCAGGCUGAGUCUGCGGAAGCCCUCAGCUGGGACACCCCCUGAGAGUGGCUUUCUGUUGGCUUCAGCUGGGCUCCCCUGGAGAUUUAUCUUAACAAUUUCUAUUUUUAUGUCCGUAAAUUGGCUUGGGGAUUCCCGAAUCAAGCAGGUAUUCUAAAUGUGAUCCCCAAGCCAGAAUCAUGCAACAGGCCCCAGCUCUACAUUCUGAAAGGUGAUGGGGUUUCUUCGUUGUUGUUGUUGUUCGUUUAUUUUUUUGAAGGCUCAGGUUAAAACACUUACAUUUCCUUCUGGGAUUGGUUUUUAACAGUUUUUUUUUUCUGCUUCACCCUUGGGCAAGCAGGGGCGGGCAGCCACUUGAGCUUCUGUCUCUUUGCAGUGAUCUCUGUUGCCUCUGAGCCCAAAGUCUCACUUUUUACUCCAGCUUGAGCAUUAAACUCAAGCUUCUAGUAACCAAGACUUGAGGCGCCUGUGUGAGUUUAACAGGGUGGUUUCCCGGGCAUCUUUAUUUCUGGUCCAUGGGAAUAUCCCUUUCCUUGGUGCGACGUGGGUCUGCACUGAAACAAUGUUUGUCAUGUUACAGUGAAACAAUGUGUGUUACGUUACACUUUAUCUGGCAUUCCUGGCUCUCUAGUCUGCUGUAGCGCUGGCACUGGAUGUCUCCUGGGUUCUUCAUGCUGACAGUUUAAGGGAAGUAAGCUCUAUGAUAGCAGAGCUAGAGAAUCCACCAGGAACAAGACUCUGGCACUUGGGAAGGUACCUGGAUUCCAGGCCAGGCAUUGCUGCUUCCCAGCUGUGUGGCCCUGGGGCAGCUCACCCGACCUGCACCCAGGGUGUGGGGACUAUAUGCUUACAUGUGAACUCUUUGAAAACUGGCAAGCAUUUUAUCAAUAUAAAGAAUGGCUUUUAUUCUCAGUAGCAGGGAGAAUAAAUAGUAACAACAAUGGUCUUUGUGGUGCAGCAGGUGCUCAGAACGAUCUAUCUCUACCCCAGCAGUUUGAAGGCAAACAAACCCCAGAGCCCUAGAGCAGGGUGACAGGAGGCUCCAGGAGACCGCACAGGGUCCAGAAUGGAUGCGCAAGGCAGGGAUUUUACUUGGCUCUUGCAGAGGCAGCCAACUGGCCCUCAUCUGGCCCUGCCAAGUCCCAUGUGGCACACGCAGGCUUCAAAGCAAUUAUCUCUCCAGGUCUGCCCCUCUGGCCCGGCUGGGACAGGUGCCUGGCUCCACAGCCUCUUUGCUGUGACUUUACAGGAAACAGAUGCUUGUGCCAAUCAGCAGAGAGCGCCUGGUGCAGGGUGUGGAGGAGAUGAGAUAAAAAGUUGGUGUGUGUGCGCUGGUGUGUGCGUGUGUGUGUGUGUGUGUGUGUGUGUGUGAUGGUGGAGGCUGCGGUGCUGAGUGAGCAUCAGUUCUGGCCCAGAUGCUGAAAUGAUCGCCUCCAACAGCCUCAUUUUUUUUUUCUUUCUUUUCUUUCCUUUUUCUUGACAAAGUUUCACUCUUAUUGCACAGGCUGAUGCAAUGGUGCAAUCUCAGGUCACCGAAACCUCUGUCUCCCAGGUUCAAGCAAUUCUCCUGCCUCAGCCUCCCGAGUAGCUGGGAUUACAGGCACGCACCACCAUGCCCAGCUAAUUUUUUUGUAUUUUUAGUAGAGAUGAGGUUUCACCAUGUUGGUCCAGCUGAUCUCAAACUCCCCACCUCAGGGGAUCUACCCCCUCGACCUCCCAAAGUGCUAGGAUUACAGGCGUGAGCCACCAUGCCUCGCCAAGAGCCUCAUUCCAGGGGGCUCUCUCCUCGCAUGUUCCAAAAAACCGUAGGCAUCAAAGCUCUUAUCAGUAAUUGUGAUUUUUUCCUAAACUUUUCCUUUCUCUGACCUCAUCUGCUUCCCCAACCUUUUUAUGAUGCAGAUGAAGAUGUUACUGGACUCAUUUUUUUAGAUUAAAACACAUUCUAUGAGUCAGACACCAGAGGCCCAGUAGAAAAAGUCAGAAGUGCUGGCAGCUCCCAAGGUGGUGCUCCCUGCAGCUGCACCUCAGGUCUGGAGUGAGUCUCUGCACCUGUGACUAUCAGGAUGAGCUGGAGCCCCAAGUGCUUCUGUGGCCAGGCUGAGACAGUGGAAGGCAGGUUUGAGCUCCUGAAGAGGAAGUCCUUGCUUCCAGGGCUCUCAAGAGGCGAAGGCCC
This is a messenger RNA of Callithrix jacchus (white-tufted-ear marmoset), 3914 nucleotides long. RefSeq lists its product as uncharacterized. Lineage: Eukaryota; Metazoa; Chordata; Mammalia; Primates; Cebidae. The record is from RefSeq and is a predicted model, not a curated record.